Messenger RNA from Vigna umbellata (rice bean), 2027 nucleotides. NCBI's taxonomy places the organism in Eukaryota, Viridiplantae, Streptophyta, Magnoliopsida, Fabales, Fabaceae. The record is from RefSeq and is a predicted model, not a curated record.
AUUAAAUGUAAAUAUUUCUCGUUAUUUUUUCUUUUCUUCUAUAUUUUUUAUUAUAGAUAGUUCUUGUAGAAUAAGAUGGUUCAUUUUUUAAUAGUUGAUAACAGAGACUAAUCAUCUUAAAGAAGUUGUUUGAAGUGGAAGAAAGGGGUGAACUCAGUUGACUUGACCUUGCUAUUUUCCUUAUCACAGCACUCUUCUUCUGUCUGUCAUAAUUGAUUUGGUGUUCUUGUUGAAACAAUGAAUCCGGAGGUACAUCGAAUUGUCUCACUGUCUUUCUUGGUCUGCUAUCGGUGUUUGUGACCUCGAAAUUUCGUUCAUCAAUUUUGGGCUGAAUUUUGCAUACCCUCAAGUUUUUUUUUUCCAGUUUCCCAGAAAUUUAUUGGUUGCUCAGUUCGGAGUUAUAGAGACUUGGACAGUUUUGGUUGGUGUUCUGUGCAUCUUGGUGUUCAUUGUGAAGGAGUUUGUUAUGGGGGGCAAGAGUUCUAAAGGAAGCGGUAGGAGGUAUGAUUAUGGUGCUUCUUCAUCUUCAUGGGAUAAUAAUAACUAUGGUGGAUACCCUCCACAAUCACCAUAUCCUUCUCAUCAAACACCUCGGCACCAGCAUGCAUCGGCAUCAGCUCCAUUUUAUGAUAAUGCUCAGCCAAAAAGGAAGUUGAAUAGGAAGUAUUCAAAGAUAGCUGAUAACUACCGUUCCUUGGAUGAGGUUACUGCUGCACUUGCAAAUGCUGGGCUGGAAUCUUCUAAUCUCAUUGUUGGCAUUGAUUUCACAAAGAGCAAUGAGUGGACAGGGAAGAGGUCAUUCAAUCGAAAAAGUUUACAUGACAUUGGAAGUGGCCAAAACCCGUAUGAGCAAGCAAUUUCUAUUAUUGGGAAAACUCUAUCAGCUUUUGAUGAAGAUAACUUGAUUCCUUGUUUUGGAUUUGGAGAUGCGUCUACACAUGAUCAAGAUGUGUUUAGUUUCUUUUCGGAAGAGAGGUUCUGCAAUGGAUUUGAGGAAGUUCUAUCACGAUACAGACAAAUUAUUCCUUGCCUCAAACUUGCAGGACCCACUUCAUUUGCUCCUAUUAUUGAAAUGGCUAUGACUAUUGUUGAGCAAAGUGGUGGCCAAUAUCAUGUCUUGCUGAUAAUUGCAGAUGGACAGGUGACUAGAAGCGUUGACACAGAACAUGGCAACUUGAGUCCACAAGAGAAGAACACAAUAGAUGCAAUAGUUAAAGCAAGUGAGUAUCCACUAUCAAUAGUUCUGGUGGGAGUUGGAGAUGGACCAUGGGAUAUGAUGAGGGAAUUUGAUGAUAACAUCCCUUCUCGAGCAUUUGACAAUUUUCAGUUUGUGAAUUUUACUGAAAUAAUGACAAGGAAUGUAGAUUCAAGCAGAAAAGAGACAGAUUUUGCCCUUUCAGCUUUGAUGGAGAUACCUUCUCAAUAUAAGGCAACCAUAGAGCUUGGCAUAUUGGGCGCAAGGAGGGGUCAUUCACCAGACAGGCUUGCUCUACCCCCACCUCUCUAUGGUAGGACUUCUUCCAGCAUCAGCACAAAAUCGACAAGGUCAAACAGUUUUCAGCAGAGGCCACCUACACACACUAGCCUUGACAACAGUGUUCACACGGAGGCAUCUGCAAGUUCUUUAUAUGAUAAUAAGGUUUGCGCGGUUUGCCUCACCAAUCCGAAAGAUAUGGCCUUUGGUUGUGGGCAUCAGACUUGUUGUGAGUGUGGAGAUUACCUCCAAUUCUGUCCCAUUUGCCGGAGCACGAUCAAAACCAAAAUAAGGCUUUACUAGUUAGCUUUGCUUUAGAAGUGCUACCAGCGGAAAUUUAGCUCUUUUCCAGAAUAAGGGCUGCGAAAUAAUGUGCAGAAAGUUGGUCUUGCUGUUUUCAUGGAUGGUUUCUUGUUCAUCAGCUCACAAUUUUGGGCGAAACUUGUAUGCCCAGUUAGGAUCAGGAAGAGUUUUUUACAUAAAGAAUUGGUCUUCCCCGUUGGUUGUAUAUAUGUAGUUGUUUGUCGUGAAGGCCUCCUGUAUUUAAAUAAAA